This is a messenger RNA of Myripristis murdjan (pinecone soldierfish), 1669 nucleotides long. It is a transcript of the gene znf414, whose product is annotated as zinc finger protein 414. The record is from RefSeq and is a predicted model, not a curated record. Bases 111 to 1127 code for a protein of 338 amino acids. Lineage: Eukaryota; Metazoa; Chordata; Actinopteri; Holocentriformes; Holocentridae. The transcript is spliced from 5 exons.
CCUCUAAGCUGGUUUUCCAACCGCCAAGGCACAAGCGAAGAAGAGCUUGAAGCAGAAGCAGCAGAAGCAGCAGCAGCUAAACACAAUCGUGUGUCAAAGUUAUAGCUAUAAUGAUGUUACCGGGGAAUGCAGUCCCACAAGCCAGUGAUGAUGGAAAAAAUGGAAACAGCAGGAGGUCGUGUCCGUGGUACGGCUGCAAGCGUGUGUACACGGACGCGGAGACUCUGGAGAGCCACAUCCAUGACCAUGAGGCGCGGCUGCCGGCUGAGUCCGUCCCCGGGAAAGUGUUAAUGUGCUCCACUACUGGCUGCAGUGGUUCCUUUCCCAACAUGCAAAAGCUGAUGGAACAUAUGAGGCAUCAUCACAAGCCAAACAUCUAUUUUUUGUGUGAGAGUUGUCGUGCCAAACUGCGGUCGUACAGGGGCCUCCUGACUCACCUGCACACCUGUUCCAAAGUGCCACGGGGCAAAACGAAGGCAGGUGAACCCACCCCCGUUCAGCCUUCUCCUGUAGCCAAAUCAACCAGCUCUCCCACGGCUGCUGACCAUGAUGCCCCGCAGCAAGACUCAGCGUCCACCUCACUGCAGUUCUCCCCUCAGAUCCAAACCACAGAGUCUACUCCCCCUGCUGGUGUGAAUCAACUUAACAUGGCAGCCGCUCCUCCCGUCAAUCCACCAGCUUUGUCAAACCCAGAGCCAUCUUCUGCCCAGCCCAGUCUUCAGCAGCAGACAGAGGCAGCUUCUCAGUCCCAGUCCCAGCUCCAGCUCCACCUCCAGGCAGAAGUCACUAAACCACCCUCCUCUGUAAGCCCAGAUGCCCAAACAGUGACUGCUGAUCCACCUGAGUCCGUGGGUCAGCAUCAGCCACAGCCUGUGCCUGCCCAGCCAGUGAAACCUGCCCCAGGAUUGUCCCCCCUCUCCCCUCCUGGCUCCACAGCGGUCUGGAGGAAGAACCAAGGUUCCGCCUGCAAAGUCCGCAUCCUGUGGGAGCACACCAGAGGGCGCUACAAGUGUGUGCAGUGUGGCUACUUGGCAGCCAACCGUAGGGACAUGACGAACCACAUAAACACACAACACAGUGCCAAGAAGGCUGCAGUAGACACAGGUAGCCCGGCUGCUCACACCUAGUUUGGAAGCAGGUGGUGCUGGUGAGCUGGGGGAACACGCUGCAGGUUGAAGCCCAACGUCUUGUGCUUAUCUUCCCGUCCCAGAUGGAACGCAGAGUUCAUCCUCUACUUCAGUUAAACCCCAGACAGUCACAAAUUACCAUCUGUCUGACUGAGCGGCCCAGGAGCCUGCAGCAGUAUUAUACUGUAACUGACUGUCCAUAUUGUGAUUGAAAAGGACAUGGGAUGUACCUUCCAUAUCCACAAGCACUUAACAGAUGUUUUUUGUGCACAUCCAUCUCUCUCACACAAUUUUAGCCUCCUUCACCUGUCAGUUUCCUCUGAGGCUGGAGUGCUGGGCCUCUCAACAAACUCAUCACUCUUUGAGAGGAAAGUGUGGGUGACGAGCCAUUUAGUGUCUUAAAUCGUUUUUUUUUAAAUCACCAUCUUGUAGACUUGGUCGUCAUCUUAGUGAAACUUGUUGCACUGUUAACCUCUUCAUCAACAGGUAGUGAGAGAUCUGUUUUAUACAAGAAUAAAGCUGUGAGAUCGUUUGAUUCUGAA